AUGACUCUCAUGAAACUUCUUUUUCUAGUACCAUCUGUCCUUGUAUUCAAUAAUGCGUAUAUCUCUCCGAACCCGGCGCCCCAUGGCGAUGAUGCUAUUACCGGCGGGCCGCUCUACGAGCGUAUUUGCCCAGCCAUCUUCCCAGUGUUACAACGAUUGUCGGGCUUGAUACCUUGUGUUGCGGAGAUAGCCGUCAUACUUGCGGCUCAUUUUCCGUCACAUGUCUCAUCCAGAAUCCUCACUACUCUAGUUCACACCGGACAGCUCCCAGAUAUGAUGCCAAACAGAUACUUCAUAAUCGGAACUAUCUUCGUCAUCAUAGGUUGCCUGGGGCGUCUGUGGUGUUUCCGCGUCAUGGGACGCCACUUCACUCACCAGCUCGCCCUACGAAAGGACCACACCCUUGUCACCACAGGUCCGUAUAACAUCGUACGCCAUCCCGGCUAUGCAGCCAGCUGGAUCGCCUCGUUCGGGAUCUCGCUGAUCUACGCGAGCCCCGGAUCGUUCAUGCGGUCAUCCGGGUGGCUCUCCACUCACUUCGGGCGUGUAGUGUUUGCAGUAUGGGUAGUCCAAGUCAUACUGUCCGUCGUGUUAAGCCGCGCACGAUCCAUUAGCGAGGAUGCAAUGCUUCGCAAGCGUUUUGCGGAAGAAUGGGAUGUGUGGUCUAGGAGGGUGCGCUACAGAUUCAUUCCGGGUAUAUUGUAG
Suillus clintonianus is the source of this 705-nucleotide messenger RNA. RefSeq lists its product as uncharacterized. The record is from RefSeq and is a predicted model, not a curated record. Bases 1 to 705 code for a protein of 234 amino acids. Lineage: Eukaryota; Fungi; Basidiomycota; Agaricomycetes; Boletales; Suillaceae. Gene Ontology annotation, molecular function: protein C-terminal S-isoprenylcysteine carboxyl O-methyltransferase activity. Gene Ontology annotation, cellular component: membrane. The transcript is spliced from 2 exons. Gene Ontology annotation, biological process: C-terminal protein methylation.